CCUGUCAGUAUGUGUUUCCCCCUACCUACACCUGAACCAGCCCUUGAGGCCCUUUCAGACACAAAGCGAGAACAGCACCACUGCGCUCUGAAACACAUUAUUUUAUUACUUGUGUCUCCGACGACUUUUUGCUGAGCAAAGCAGGGGCGAAGCAAGCCGCUCGCUGCACCCAAAGUUCAACCUUGGGCGCAGCAACAUGCUGUGAUGUGUGCUGCUGAUCCCAGCGGUGAGCCCAGCGGUGAGCCCAGCGGUGAGCCCAGCGGUGAGCGCAGCGGUGAGCCCAGCGGUGAGCCCAGCGGUGAGCCCAGCGGUGAUCCCAGCGGUGAGCCCAGCGGUGAGCCCAGCGGUGAGCGCAGCGGUGAGCCCAGCGGUGAGCCCAGCGGUGAUCCCAGCGGUGAGCCCAGCGGUGAACCCAGCGGUGAGCGCAGCUCAAACAGCGUUGUGUCUGAAGGGGGCCAUUAUCCCUAACCACCAAGGGGGGGCGCUAUCAUUUUAACAGGAGGGAGACACUAUUCGACCGGGGAACAGACUUUGACAUAACACCGGUGCACCAGAAAAAGUCACGGUACACAGAAAGAGUAAAAGAGCCGGCUGCUACUGGUGAGUACCGGCCCACUGAUAGGGGCAUAAGAACAUUAAUGUGUCAAUUAUUGAAAGGUUAAAGGAGAAAACAUGAAAAACUGUAGAUCCACUUGUCUUAUUGUAGAUAGCUGUGUAAAAUAAGUGUUAAGAAGCGAUCAUUAAAAAC
This is a messenger RNA of Sebastes umbrosus (honeycomb rockfish), 748 nucleotides long. Its product is annotated as chondroitin proteoglycan 3-like. The coding region runs from base 205 to 468 and encodes 87 amino acids. The record is from RefSeq and is a predicted model, not a curated record. The transcript has a single exon. NCBI's taxonomy places the organism in Eukaryota, Metazoa, Chordata, Actinopteri, Perciformes, Sebastidae.